Messenger RNA from Cylicocyclus nassatus, 1656 nucleotides. The record is from the annotation of a GenBank genome assembly. Lineage: Eukaryota; Metazoa; Nematoda; Chromadorea; Rhabditida; Strongylidae.
AUGCGGGAAAAAAUCGAGAAAGAACUGCGUAACCAGUCGGAUAAUGAAAUAAUGAGCCGUACUGCGAAAGGAAUGACCGAGGAAGAAGCUCGGGAAAACCCGGUAACAAAAGCUUUGGAAUCCAUUCAUCAGUGUACGAUAAGUACAUUCCACGGAUUCUGUUCCGCGCUUCUUCAUGAGUUUCCGAUGGAAGCGGGUGUUCCUAUUCGUUAUGCCAUUAUGGAUGCUCUGGCAACGCAGGAACUGGUAACCGAUACCAUUGAUGAAACCCUGAACCAGCCGGAUGAAACACUCUAUGAAGAUGUUACCUUGCUGUUAUCCCAUUUAUCCCGCAAAGAUGUCCUAUCGGCGAUAGAAAAGUUUUAUAAUGUCUGGACGGAGCAUGCAUCAUGGUUUGACGACCUUGAAAAUAAUCCGGAAAUCGUCUCGGAACAGUGGGAAGAAUGGAAAAAAGAAAUUGUCGAAGAGGUAAGGAAAUGGAUAGUUUCCGAUGGGGAACUGAAGAAAUACCAUGCUAUAGAAAAUUCAAAUAAGAAAUCCCGUGAAAAUCUCGAACGUCUCAAAUCUGUGUAUCAGACGGUUAAGGAUGCCUCGACAUAUGAAGAAAAAUACCGGUCGCUUCUUGCGUUUUCCCAGCAGACCAAGAUUCCAACCGGUAAAAUCUAUGACGGACUUGACAAAUAUUAUAUCUCUGUCGUUAAGAAAUCCCACGUUAUUUCCAGUUGUCUUCCCUUUGAGAAAACUGAUCCUCGCCGACAGUUGAUGAUUGCAAUUAUGCAAGCGGCUGGGCGGAUUACCCGACAUGUUUAUUCGGUUAUCGUCCAGCGUAAAAAAGACGGCGGAUUUUUGGACUUUAAUGAUUUGAUACGGUAUGUCGAACGUAUGUUUGAUACCAAUCAGAACAUUGUCGAUGAACUGAAGAAACGAUAUAAGUUUCUGCUGGUUGACGAAGUUCAGGAUAACGAUGCGGUAUUAACAAAACUGGUCGAACUUGAUGUCAAUUACCGUACCGUUCCCUAUCUAAUCAAUGAUGUCAUCAAUAAGGUAUUUACCCAACUGUUCAGGUCAUAUCCUGAGGAUGAUAUUCAGUAUCCUCAGAUUCAGGCAAAUCGUCAGACUUCAGUGGGAACAUUUACCAGGAUUCAUACUUCGGAAGAAAAGGGAGAAGAAGCGAAAAUUCUUGCGUCCUGGAUUUAUUCGAAGGUAUCUGCCGGAUCUCUCAUGGUUUGCGAUUCCGGAGAGAUUACCCGUCCGGCGACCUAUCGUGAUUUUACCGUUCUCAUCCGCAAGAAAAGUUCUCUUACGCAUUUGAUUGCCGCAUUCAAGGAGUAUGGAAUCCCGUAUCAUGUUCAUAAAGGAUCCGGAUUAUUCAAAGAACCGGAAAUUGUCGAUCUGUUGAAUGUAAUCAAGGCUUCAGUAUAUCGUAAUGAUGAUAUCGCUUUAUACGGUGCACUGAUUUCUCCCUAUUUCGGGAUUUCCGAUGAACUGCUGGCGACGGUUCUUGCAGAGACCGGAAACGAAUCGCAAUCACUCUGGAAUCGGUUAUCUAAGACGAAAAAUGCUGAAAUUGCCGAAGCGCUGGGAAAACUGUCGAUGUUCAGGGAGGUUGCCUGUUAUGAACAGAUGCCGACAUUUCUCCGAAACCAUUGUUCGUAA